ACGGCGGAAGCUGCUGUGAAAAAUCUUGGAGCUAAUCAGCCAGGAAUCGGUGUUAAAAUGAACAAAACAGGAGGAUAUUAGGAUCCGUGGUUAAGAUUUGAGACUUUGAGACUGGUUUGUUCUAACAAAAACGAUACAAAGUUAGCAUUCGUUGGACAACGAGAUCACACAACCAAGUUUUUGAAGCAUUGUCUGACCAUCAUCACUGAUGGAGCAGGAAAGCCAGAGAAAGAAUCAAAGUAGAACGAGAAAAAACGCUGAAUUUUGGAGAUAUGGAGAAGUUUCUGACAAAUUGAUGGACAAACAAAAUGAAAUACAACAAGAGAAGAAUUCUCAAGUCUUUGAAACAGACGUUGAAAACUCAGUUGAAAUUCUUCACAAAUUACCAGAAACAAACCCGCAGCAACGAUUAAAGAGAUACUGUCAAACUCUCUCAGAAACAAAUGUGAGUCACAGACCUAUCGCAAACACAGCUAAACUGAAACGCGUUUCGUCAGCGACGGAUUUAAGAACACGUUUGGCAGGCUGUCCAAAAGGAUUACUUAUUACGACUGAACCGCCAAAGUCAGGGGAGUCCUACAGACAGAGAUCCAUUACCGAAGUCAAAACAGUUUUAAAGAAGGUCGAUCAUCAUCAUUUAAAACAAGAAGUUGGCAACAUUGUAUACCACGAGAAUAAAAAUUUGGAAGAGGAAGACGAAACGCUACUCCUAGAACUGGAAGCCGUGAAACGAGAACGUGAAAAACUCCAACAAGAGAACGAAAGAUUGCAAGACGAAUUAGAAAACAGAAAUAAAGUUAUCGAUCAUUUAAUCGAUUUUAUGAAAUCAAAUCUACCAGGAGAAGGUUCACAAAUUGAAAAAGAUUUUGACGAGAGCUCAACAAAUAAGAACACAAACAGAACGGCAUCUUCUGAGAAAGUUUAAAUCCAAAGGUGGCUGGUGCAUGUUUAAGUCAACGUGAUAGAGAAUUAAUUCGAGGAUCGCUUCAAGGAGAAGAGUAGUGAUUAAUUAUUCCCUUGAAACCAAGGAUUUACUAUGAGUUUACUGCAGAUUUAUCUUGAAUUCGACUCGGAUUUAGGUUGGAUUUAUCUUAGAUUUACAAGGUAAAAAAUCUUUGCAAAACGUUCGCAAAAUUUCGUCAAAAUAAAGUUCAUUUUACAUUUGUAAUUUUACUCAAUUUUUCCAGAACUGUUCAAUGU
Messenger RNA from Dendronephthya gigantea, 1200 nucleotides. RefSeq lists its product as uncharacterized. Bases 209 to 925 code for a protein of 238 amino acids. The transcript has 4 exons. The record is from RefSeq and is a predicted model, not a curated record. Lineage: Eukaryota; Metazoa; Cnidaria; Anthozoa; Malacalcyonacea; Nephtheidae.